AUGGAGUUGUUCUUCUAUUAUAACUCCAUACCACCGGAAAUGAAGUUGUUUACCACUUCUUUUUACUUAUCCGGAGAGCCUCUGCAAUUCUUCUACGGAUUGCACCUUGUUUCACUAUUGUCUACAUGGGAGAAGCUCGCGGAACAACUGGAGCUUCGAUUUGGCAACUUCAUUUGGCCGACAGUGGUGUUAAAUGUUUGGGAGGCCGACGAACCCGAGGUGGAACGAGUUAACAUGUCAGUCACAGGGUACCAAGAAUCUGACCGUGAAGAGGAGGAGGAAAUCAACGCAUCGACAGUGGAGGCAGAGGAAGUGGCCGAGAACCAAGGGGAAGGUCCCUGUCUAGGUUGGACCGUUGGCUCCGUUUCUGGGAUUUACCCUCGACAAGUGGCGCCGUCUGUGGGAAAGGUCCUCUCUUUCCCGGUUGACCGAGGGCGAAUCCAGUUGUGCUACGAGCAAUGGUCUCCACCCGGACAAGACCCGAUGAAGGGACAAGUCGCAGGCCUGGAUUGA
Messenger RNA from Oldenlandia corymbosa var. corymbosa, 513 nucleotides. NCBI's taxonomy places the organism in Eukaryota, Viridiplantae, Streptophyta, Magnoliopsida, Gentianales, Rubiaceae. The record is from the annotation of a GenBank genome assembly.